GCCACAGGGGGAGGCCCGGCCGGCCCACGUGGCGCUGACGCGGCGGAGGCGGGCGGGCCGGCGGCAGGUACAGUGGAGCUUAUGAAGGCCGAGCAAAGAGCUGGAUGGUAUUUUGUGUGAGCAGAGUUGAGCGGCGUCCAGACGUGGGGAACUACAGAGACAGUUGUAGGUAGGAAGAUGAGUCCGAAAAUUACAACAGAGCUGCUGAAGCAACUGCGGCAGGUGAUGAAGAAUCCCAAGUAUGUCCAGGAGCCUAUCCAAGCCUACAUAGUGCCCUCUGGAGAUGCCCACCAGAGCGAGUACAUUGCACCCUGUGAUUGCAGAAGGGCGUUCAUCUCUGGAUUUGAUGGCUCUGCAGGUACUGCCAUAGUCACUGAGCAGCACGCGGCCAUGUGGACUGACGGGCGCUACUUCCUGCAGGCGGCACAUCAGAUGGAUAACAACUGGACACUCAUGAAAAUGGGUCUGAAAGAUACACCAACUCAGGAGGAUUGGCUAGUGAGUGUCCUCCCAGAAUGUUCCAAGGUGGGAGUGGACCCUUUCAUUAUUCCAGCUGACCAGUGGAAGAGGAUGUCCAAAGUCUUGAGAAGUGCUGGCCAUGACCUUGUGCCUGUCAAAGAAAACCUGAUCGAUACAAUCUGGACAGAUUGUCCUCAACGCCCCUGCAAGCCUCUCAUCAUACUUGACCUGAGUUACACAGGGGUCAGCUGGAGAGACAAAAUUACAGCCCUCCGUUCAAAAAUGGCUGAGAGGAAAGUCAUGUGGUUUGUGGUAACGGCCUUGGAUGAAGUAGCAUGGCUUUUCAACCUCCGAGGCUCUGAUGUUGAGUACAAUCCUGUAUUUUUUGCAUACGCCGUCAUAGGAAUGAACACAAUCAGGCUUUUCAUUGAUGGUGACCGGAUGAUGGACCCAGCUGUGAGGGAGCACUUACAGCUUGACUCCACCCUGGAGCCUGAGUUUAAAAUCCAGGUGAUGCCCUAUGGAUCUAUCCUGUCAGAGCUGCAGGCUGUUGGUGCAGGCCUCUCACCCAAGGAGAAAGUGUGGCUCAGUGACAAAGCCAGCUAUGCUCUUACUGAGGCCAUUCCCAAGGUUCCAAAGGGAACAGUAACAGAAAUAAUAGCUGCAGACAAAGCAGAGGAAUUCCGCAGUCAACAGAAAGACUUUGUUGAAUUGAGUUUUGCUACCAUAUCAAGCACAGGUCCAAAUGGAGCCAUCAUUCACUACAAGCCAGUUCCUGAGACCAACAGAACGCUGUCUGUGAACGAGAUCUACCUCCUGGACUCAGGAGCACAAUACAAAGAUGGUACAACAGAUGUGACCAGGACAAUGCAUUUUGGCACACCAUCAGCCUAUGAAAAGGAAUGCUUCACCUAUGUCCUGAAGGGACAUAUAGCUGUGAGUGCAGCCAUCUUCCCAAAUGGAACCAAAGGUCACCUUCUAGAUUCCUUUGCCCGCUCUGCCUUGUGGGAUUGUGGUUUGGAUUACCUGCAUGGGACAGGACAUGGAGUUGGCUCUUUCCUAAAUGUACAUGAGGGCCCUUGUGGCAUCAGCUACAAAACCUUUGCAGAUGAGCCCUUGGAGGCUGGCAUGAUCGUGUCUGAUGAGCCUGGGUAUUAUGAAGAUGGGUCCUUUGGGAUCCGAAUAGAAAAUGUUGUCCUUGUGAUCCCUGCUGAAACCAAGUACAAUUUCAAAAACAGAGGGAGCCUGACUUUUGAACCCUUAACCCUGGUUCCAAUACAGACGAAAAUGAUUGAUGUUAAUUUGCUGACUCAAAAAGAGUGUAACUGGGUGAAUGACUACCAUCAGAAAUGCAGGGAAGUAGUUGGAGCAGAACUGGAGAGGCAAGGCCGGCACGAAGCUCUUCGGUGGCUCAUCCGGGAGACGGAGCCUCUCGUCAGAGUCCAGUAGCAGCACAGUUGUCUGCGGUGUGCAGAACACCAGGACCGCUCCGUGUCCCAAUAAUCUACAUCUUCUUGGACCUUGGCACCGCUGGGAGGAUGUUCUUCAAUUAACCUUUGGAAAUCAGGAAGGGAUUUCAUGUAGUGUUUCUCACCCUGCAACAUGUGUGGGUAGUGUGGGGGUAAGGAGGGUUACUGUCUGAAAAAUUUUUUUGGCGGGGAGAGUUUGAGCAUAGAAAGCAAACAAAAUAAAUGAGCACAUUGCCUUUGAAACAGGGGUCUUAUUUCAAUAAUGGUUCUAAGAGGCAAUACUGGAAUAUUUUAUACUGUCUGGUUUUUCACUGUGAAAACUCGGUAUUUUUGCAUACUUGAGUUCCAGUUGCUAAGAUGUUACACACACAGCAGGACUGAUUACUGAAUAAAAGAUUCCAACCCGCUAUUUGCUCCA
Messenger RNA from Lepidothrix coronata (blue-crowned manakin), 2346 nucleotides. RefSeq names its product X-prolyl aminopeptidase 1 (gene XPNPEP1). Lineage: Eukaryota; Metazoa; Chordata; Aves; Passeriformes; Pipridae. Gene Ontology annotation, molecular function: metalloaminopeptidase activity. The coding region runs from base 178 to 1908 and encodes 576 amino acids. The record is from RefSeq and is a predicted model, not a curated record. The transcript has 19 exons.